AUGUCUAAAUUUUUUAACGAGAAAGCGAGGAAAUACCUGGAAUAUCUGUUUAUGAAUGCAGACACAACUGUUACCGAUAACACAGGAAGAGACUUUAUCUUUUGGAUAAGCAGGGAAUACCAUUACGACAGAAUCCUAUCUGAUGUCAUAUUUUGGGUAACAACAGCAAAGAAGGAAUCAGAAAGAACAGCCGCAAGCUGCCUUUCUGUCAACGCGAACAUUCAACCAAGAUGGAUAGGAGAUAUAUCAGAUUGGAUUAUAGCUGGAUCGUAUGAUUUGAAUGGUAAUUUGAAAUCUGACAAUCUGUUUGGUAGUUACAAAAUAGAUCCUUUGGGAAAUCUCCCGACAAAGGAAACAUUUAGCAUCGACAAAUGUGCGUGUGAUGACAAAAUAAAAUGGAAAAUAUCUUUCCCGGAAACAAUCAUUAGUCCCGACGAUCUCAUAAGGCAUAGUUGGGCUCAUAUAGAGGAUAGUCAGAAAGCAGCACAUUCCAAAAGGUCUCCGAAAAUGUCUACUCCGAGUCCACAGAGUCUGAGGUAUCGGACAUUUCCGCUGAAAAAGUGA
Molecule: messenger RNA, 564 nt
Organism: Paramuricea clavata
Lineage: Eukaryota; Metazoa; Cnidaria; Anthozoa; Malacalcyonacea; Plexauridae
Source: the annotation of a GenBank genome assembly